Messenger RNA from Helobdella robusta, 1142 nucleotides. RefSeq lists its product as hypothetical. The transcript is spliced from 4 exons. The record is from RefSeq and is a predicted model, not a curated record. NCBI's taxonomy places the organism in Eukaryota, Metazoa, Annelida, Clitellata, Rhynchobdellida, Glossiphoniidae. Bases 1 to 522 code for a protein of 173 amino acids.
AUGACCCAGUUCACUCCAGACAGCUAUGACCCAGUUCACUCGGUCAGAGCACCGGUAUCACGUGCGGGUUUGGGCGUGUGUGCAAAUACGACUCACAAAUACCACGUAUUGAAAACGUUGCAACUGUUGGAUGGCUGCAUGAGUUAUUAUUAUUGGGCAAUUGAAGUAGUUAGAACAACAACACUGAGGACGAAGAUGCUCAAGUUGGUUGCAUUCUGUGCCAUGCUGGCUGCUCUGCAGCUGGUCAGCGGUGUGCGUUGGGGCAAAGAAUGUUGGUACGAGAGUCCGGGCUACAAGUUCCCCGAUAACUCCGUGAAUCUGGUCCCUGGCGCAACCACUGUUGAGGCCUGCAAGAAACAUUGUCUCGACACAACAACCUGCUUCGUCUUUCACAUCGUUGAUGGCAACAAAUGUUACAUGUUGAAACCAGACGCCCAUGUCAACUGGGACGAUUUGUUGAAAGACCAGCCUAACGUGGUGCACUACCAGAGCUGCCGAGAAGAAGCUCCUGUUGAUGAAUAAACAGAGACUCAUCGUGCCUCUUUCUUUUAAAUGAACAAAUUUAGUUUGGUUAGAUAAAUUAUAAUUUAUUUUGAUUCAACUGUUUUUUUAUUAAUGUAAAGGGAUACCAUAAACGAUUAAAUAAAUGGAUAAAUCUUUUGCUAAAAAAUGAUAUCUCUUAAUUUUUUUAAAUUAAAACUCACGACAUUUAUAAUUUUUCGUGUGUUAAUAAUAAGCGGUUGAACACAGUUGAUUUAUACUAACGUGUUUUAUAUCACCACACAAAUAAAUGGAAGUUGUUGAUUGAUUGAUUGGUUAGUUAGCUGAUUGAAUGAGUGAUUGACUGGUUAGUUAGCUGAUUGAUUGGUUGAAUCGACGCUUUCAAUGAUUUGUUGGUUGGUUUCUUGUUUUGGUAUGUUUGAUUGGGUGGAUAUCUUAAUUGUUAUUUAAUCACUGGCUGUUUGCUUGUAUACAUUAUGCACAUAGAUGCGUCAAAAGUCGGAAACUGUUCUAGAUUUAUUUUGAAAAAUCAAACCACAAAAUUUUAUAUUAAUAAAUGAAUAUUUUUCAUUGAAUAAUUUUAUCAAUUAUAUAACAAUGAUUAUUUUCAUGUUUAAAUAAUAUAGUUGUGUUAUUAACUA